Molecule: messenger RNA, 2761 nt
Organism: Papaver somniferum (opium poppy)
Lineage: Eukaryota; Viridiplantae; Streptophyta; Magnoliopsida; Ranunculales; Papaveraceae
Product: pentatricopeptide repeat-containing protein At1g20230-like
Exons: 2
Coding region: 247-2523 (758 amino acids)
Biological process (GO): RNA modification
Molecular function (GO): protein binding; RNA binding; zinc ion binding
Source: RefSeq, a predicted model, not a curated record
CUCAAAAUCCCUGAAAUUUAAAAUACACUCAACUCCCCCGAAAUCACUCGAGGACUAACCCCUGUAAACGUUCUGAGUGGGGCGCAGGGGACUAGAAACUACAAAGCAAGAAUUGCAGAAUUCGGCAAGGGAGGCGGCGGCCGGCAAACAUAAGAGUUGUUGCCUUGUCUAUGAAGGCUAAUGAUAAUAUAGCUGCUGGUUUGACGCUAAGAUCAUCCUGAUCUUACAUAGCAGCUCAAGUGAAUAAUGAUGGCAACAAAACAAGCUCAAACUCUGAUCAACGAUUCAUACAGAACCGUUCUUAUUCAAUUAAAAUCAAACUCCAUUUCUCUCUUUAGAAUUCAACAAACCCAUGGACACAUUCUCAAAACAGGACAUUCUAAUGAUACCCAUCUCAUCACUAAUCUUCUUUCACUUUACUCCAAAAAUCAUCGCAUUUCUGAUGCAACCCAUCUUUUGAAUUCAAUCACUGAUCCUGAUAUUUUAUCAUUUUCAACUCUGAUUUCAUCUUGUUCAAUCUCUCGGCAUUUCAAUGAAGCCCUUUUGCUUUUUCGCCAAAUGCUCAAUCAUGGUAUUUUACCUGAUAAUGUUGUCACUCCAAGUGCACUAAAAGCUUGUGCUGGGUUGUUGGCAUUGAAAAUUGGUAGACAGAUUCAUAGCUUGGUUAAAGUUUGUGGGUUUCAAUCAGAUUCAUUUGUUCAAUCUUCUUUGAUUGACAUGUAUGUCAAAUGUGGUGAAAUUAAGGAUGCUCACAUGCUGUUUGAUAGAAUGGGUCACAGAAAUGUGGUUAGUUCGAGUGUUUUAAUUGCGGGUUAUGCUAGGCAAGGAUACUUCGAUGAGGCAAAAAAGUUGUUUAAUGAGAUGAGGGAUUCGGGGGUUGAGCCUAAUCUGAUAACAUGGAAUGGUUUGAUUGCGGGUUUUAAUCAUAAUGGAUUAGCUUCAGAGUCGGUGGCAUUGUUACAUAAGAUGCAUUCAGAAGGAUUUAAGCCUGACGGCACUAGUAUCUCUAGUGUCCUCCCUAUGAUAGGUCAGCUCGAAGAUCUGAAGGUGGGAGUUCAACUUCACUCUUAUGUGAUCAAGCAAGGUCUUGGGGCGGACAAGUGGGUCGUUAGUGCACUAAUUGACAUGUAUGGGAAGUGUGGUUGUGCAUCAGAAUUGCUGCAAGUGUUUAAAGAGAUGGCUCAUACGGAUGUGGGCUCCUGUAAUGCGCUGGUUUGUGGACUCUCUCGAAAUGGACGCAUUGCUGAUGCACUAGAGAUGUUUAGACAGUUUAAGAACCAAGGGAUAAAAUUAAAUAUCGUGUCUUGGACGUCGAUGAUUGCUAGUUGUACACAAAAUGGGAAAGAUGUUGAAGCGUUAGAACUGUUUGGAGAGAUGCAGGUUGCAGGGGUGAAACCUAACUCUGUAACAAUUCCGUGUAUAUUACCAGCUUGUGCAAAUAUCGCGGCCUUGAUGCGUGGUAAGGCAGCACAUUGCUUUUCUCUUAGGAGGGAUAUUUUCUAUGAUGUUUAUGUGGGAACUGCUUUGAUUGAUAUGUAUGCAAAGUGUGGAAAACUCGGAGAUGCCCGAAUUUGUUUUGAUAGAAUGACUACUAGAAAUCUUGUAUCUUGGAAUGCAAUGAUGGGUGGAUAUGCAAUGCAUGGGAAGGGUCAGGAAGCAAUUGAGGUUUUUGAAUUGAUGAAGAAGGACGGCGAAAAACCCAACUUUAUCAGCUUCACGUGUAUUUUAUCAGCUUGCAGCCAAAGUGGGUUAGCAGAAGAAGGGUGGAAUUACUUUAAGAGUAUGUCAUUGGAUUAUGGCAUUGAGGCUAGAAUAGAGCAUUAUGCGUGCAUGAUAACACUCCUAGGUCGGUCCGGAAGAAUAGAAGAGGCAUACAGUGUGGUGAAGACGAUACCAUUUGAACCUGAUGCUUGUAUUUGGGGAGCUUUGCUCAGUUUUUGUAAAGUUCAUGGUAAUGUGAGAUUGGGAGAAAUUGCAGCGAAUAAACUCUUCAAGUUGGAGCCUGAUAAUCCUGGGAACUAUGUUCUUCUAUCCAAUAUUUACGCGACAAAGGGUCUUUGGAAAGAAGUAAAUCGAGUCAGAGACACAAUGAAAAGAAUGGGUUUAAGGAAGAAUCCUGGGUAUAGUUGGAUUGAAUUGAAGGACAAGGUUCACACGCUCUUAGCAGGGGAUCGAACACAUCCACAAUCGAUCCAAAUACUUGAGAGACUAGAUAAAUUAAAACUGGAGAUGGUCAAAUCAGGAUACGUUGCGGACACUGCUUUGGUUCUGAAAGAUGUGGAAGAACAGGACAAGGAACAUUUCCUGUGUGGCCACAGCGAGAAGUUAGCAGUAGGGUUAGGACUUCUUAAUACUCCACCGGGUACCACUCUCCUAGUUAUUAAGAACCUCCGUAUCUGUGGUGAUUGCCAUGUUGUCAUAAAGUUUAUAUCCAAUUUUGAAAGAAGAGAGAUAUUUGUUAGAGAUACAAACCGAUUUCAUCAUUUCAAAAAUGGGGUUUGCUCAUGUGGGGAUCUCUGGUGAGAAACGUAUUGAGGGCUGGAUUUUGUGCUGAUCCUCAAUAUUUUUUGGGAGGAGCUGCUUCUGAAACUAACAGAAGCGUACCAGCUCAAAAGGUGGACAGCACAAAAAAGAUGCUUGGGCUUUCAGUCCACAGGAAGAGCUUUAUAAACAUGAAUUGCCUGAAUAAACUACACCCUUCAGGUGUAUUUGCUAGGGGAUCAUAUUCUGCAAAAAUAAAGGUAUAUAAUUCUCCUGGCCA